AUGACAACCGUGAGUCCGUCCGGGGCGGGACUGGAGGUGGUUUCGCCCUAAUUCAAUAUACCCUGGUUUCGCUCCGGGUUUCUCGCCUGGUUUCUCGGCAACCGCCGUCGCCGUCAAGACGGCCUCAAGAUGGGGUUGGAAGCCAAGCCUGAUUCAUACAGGUUCAGAUUGGUGCCCCAAAAGGAAUGGAACUUCAUGAAAAACAAGGACGCUUCCGAGAGCCUGAUGAAGUGGUCGUUGCGUGACAGAAUCUCGGUGCAGGCCUUCUGUUACGACAAACAUCUAGACAUUCACAACCGGGUCGAAUUCGUGCAGGAAUUUUUAACCGAGCCUACGAUCCUGGCGAGUUUGAAGGUUCUCACUGAAGCUAACAAAUGGUCACCGUUGACGGUGCCAGCGGCCUCCGUCUCCGUGGAGCUGGUACCGUGCACAGAGACCACAAUGCGCCUGUUCGACAAGCUGACCGACAGCGGUAUCGUCAGAGACAACGGAAACAUCAGAAAGUGCAUGGAGGAGUGGUUCGGCGACUUGGUUUUGGCUGACGAGCUCAGAAAGCUUCUGGGUGGUGGUGAAUCCGACUACGAGGACGUGUUUACGGAGGCGGAGCGGUCCGAGUUCUUGUUCCGCCUGUUCCGCCACCUGGCACUGGGUGGCCGCUGGUGCCAGUAUGAGGACAAUGUGCAGCCUUACUUGGAUGUCACCAAACUCAUCUACAAGGAGCUGGUCAGUGUUUAUAAGAGUAGCGAUUCUGUCGGCCUGCGCGUAACCAGCCAGGUGUUGAAAGUGACGGCGAAGUCGGAGGAUGGCAGCGAUCUGAUCCCGCGAGAGGCGGACCAUCCACAGAACUUCCUCUACCUGCUGGUCAACCCGCAUAAGAGGAGCGUCACCACGCUCUACCACCAGUUCGGCGCCCUGCUGCAGAAUUAGUCCAGAAGCGCUAUAGCGACGCGACGGUCGGACACCAUUUGGUGUGUAUGUCAGGAGCACACAUCAAAUGUUUUUUUUUUGUUUGUUUGUGCGUCUGUUUUUCCAGUGUUUCAUCACCAUUCAUGCUAAUUAGAGUCCAUUGCAGCCACUGUGAGAGCGAAAAAAUGUUUUGAUUUAAUCGAGUUCCGCCAUAUAAAGUAGGUAAUCACCAGGGGCGUCGCCACGGAUUUUUGACUGGGGGGGACGGAUUGGCUGACUAAAAACCCAAAAGUUAGUUAGUUUAGCGUACAGUUUCAGGCCUAUGCACUACUUGUAACGCAUACACAAUACACAUGUUCUCAUGUUCUCG
This is a messenger RNA of Amphibalanus amphitrite, 1276 nucleotides long. Its product is annotated as cilia- and flagella-associated protein 300-like. The coding region runs from base 130 to 927 and encodes 265 amino acids. NCBI's taxonomy places the organism in Eukaryota, Metazoa, Arthropoda, Thecostraca, Balanomorpha, Balanidae. The transcript has 7 exons. The record is from RefSeq and is a predicted model, not a curated record.